Molecule: messenger RNA, 837 nt
Organism: Didymodactylos carnosus
Lineage: Eukaryota; Metazoa; Rotifera; Eurotatoria; Philodinida; Philodinidae
Source: the annotation of a GenBank genome assembly
AUGUCUGUAUUUCGACUUGCUACGUUAAAUGUACAUUCUUUUAUUGAUUCGCAAGCUACAUCCAACAUUGAGCGUUUAGCACAAUUACUCAAACCAUUGGCACUCGAUGUUUUAGCGGUACAAGAGGCUUGCCAUACUCCAGAUAAUCGCCGUAACCGUGCACAGACUGCCUUUGUAGAAACGCGUUAUCAUUCUCAAGUAUUAUCCGAAUUACUUCAACUAUCAUAUAAAGUAUUCGGUGAUAACGUUCGAAAUUUUGGUAACGGCAUUUUAUCACGGUAUCCAAUUACGAACGCUUCCAAUUAUCAAAUAGAGCCACAGGCUAGCGAAGCUGUUAGAGGUAUGCUAACCGUUGAAGUGGACAAUGAAUUUUGCAAAGAUAAUAAGGCUACAAUUCAUGUGACACAUUUUUUAGAUCAUAUUAGUGAGCACAGGCGAUUGUCACAAUUACAUCUCUUUGACAAACACGUUUUAACAACCGCUCAAAAUAGUAGGCACUUGCAACUAUUAUUAGGCGAUUUUAACUCACUGACGUUUGAGGAUUAUUCUCAAAAUUAUUUUGACCAAAAAAUUCGUCAAGUUCGCGACCAAAACCUAUGGGAACCGCCCUAUGAUCUAGUGAUCAAGAAGAUUAAAGAAAGUGGUUUUCAAGAUUGUUUUAAACACAUGAAUAAAGAGAUGAAAAAUGAACAGUUAGCGACGUGUGCAUAUUCAACAAGAAUCGAUUAUAUCUGGAUGAGAGGAGAAUUAAAGAACGGAUGGCAAUUACAAGAAUGUAAAAUAUUUUCAACAGAAAAUGCAACUGAUCACAACGGUAUAUUACUAGUUGAUUCCUAA